GCAGUAUCUACGCGCACUUACGUAAUGUAAUUAAAAAAAUAGUGGCUUUACCUCUUGUCGAAUACCAAUCGCAUUCGAUCGAACGAUGACACUCGAUUUAGCGAUAGUCCGUUUUAUUACGUCUAAUUUAAAAGGGCAGUAGAACCCGCAGUUUAUCGCGAGAGGGUGUGAGAGGGAAAAAGAGCGAGAGCGAGAGGGAGAGAGGACGGAUUGAAAUUACGCGCCGAGAGACGCGGUAAAGAUGGCACGUCGAAUCAAACGCGACGAUAUAGAUACGUAAGUAGAUGGUCGAAGAGGGAUCUGGGCAUGGGAGACUCGGUGUCGGCCAUAGUAGAAAUGGCGGGUGUUAGCUUACGUGAAUGACGGCGAUCGUGCUCGAGAUUAUUGUCGAAAAGCAAGUGUUCUGUGUGUGUUUCGCGGCACGGGAACGAUACCUCAGUAUCAUAUGAUUCAUCUGGAAGGUAAAAAUGCAGAAUGUAGCACAAGGAACGACCUCAGAUAGUCAGAAGCACGAGAAAUCAGCGAGCAUUCACCACGAUAUUGGAAAGACGUCGUCGACUCCCCAGUCUUCGAACUCAAGCCCUACCAAGUCAGAGACCGAAACCUUCUCCGAGUUGCAGCCACGUUUUAUGGCUGACUCGUCGGAGAGCGAGGAGGACAGUGGUUCUGAGGUGGAGUGUUUCCCAAUCGAUCAGGUUGAAUUAGACGAAGGUCAUCAUUUAGAGUCAUCCAAGUUUCUGUUAACCUCGGAAGAUCCAGAGAGAUCGGUGGACCCUGAAACUCAGGCUCGAUUAGAAGCACUGCUGGAAGUAGCUGGUAUUGGCAAGUUGUCAUCGGGCGAUGGGAAGCACUUGCCUGAUCACGAAGUGCUCCGUCGCUUAACAUCUAGUGUUUCUUGUGCAUUAGAUGAAGCAGCAGCUGCGUUAACUCGUAUGCGCAGCGAUAAUCCACGCACACAAAACGAAAAGCGCUCUCUCGUAGAGGCUUGCACUGACGGCGACGUAGGUACUGUCAGAAAAUUAUUAACAGAAGGACGCAGCGUUCACGAAACUACAGAGGAGGGAGAGAGUUUGCUCUCUCUCGCCUGCUCAGCCGGAUACUACGAACUUGCUCAGGUACUUCUGGCGAUGAGUGCAAAUGUAGAAGAUCGUGGCAUAAAGGGGGACUGUACCCCUUUAAUGGAAGCUGCCAGUGCGGGGCACGUAGACGUCGUAAGCUUGCUUAUUGCUCACGGAGCUGAUGUCAAUGCUCAAUCUACUUCAGGUAACACACCCCUUAUGUAUGGCUGCGCGGGUGGUCACGAGGAGGUAGUGCGAGUAUUGUUGGAAGCAGGUGCCAAUGUGGAAGAUCACAACGAGAAUGGUCAUACUCCGUUAAUGGAAGCAGCUAGCGCUGGCCAUGUUCCAGUAGCCAAGAUCUUGCUGGAACAUGGUGCCGGUAUUAAUACUCACUCGAACGAAUUCAAAGAAUCCGCGUUAACCCUGGCUUGUUACAAAGGACACUUGGAGAUGGUCCGCUUCUUGUUGGAAGCCGGCGCUGAUCAGGAGCACAAAACUGAUGAAAUGCACACUGCCCUUAUGGAAGCAUCGAUGGACGGUCACGUAGAAGUAGCUCGUUUAUUGUUAGAUUCGGGUGCGCAGGUGAAUAUGCCAACGGACAGUUUCGAAUCUCCGUUGACUCUGGCCGCGUGCGGCGGCCACGUCGAUCUGGCUAUGCUCCUGAUCGAGCGAGGGGCUAACAUCGAGGAGGUAAACGACGAAGGUUAUACGCCGUUGAUGGAAGCUGCGCGCGAGGGGCACGAAGAAAUGGUGGCGUUGCUUUUGAGCCAAGGAGCUAAUAUCAAUGCUCAAACGGAGGAGACCCAAGAAACAGCGCUUACGUUGGCCUGUUGCGGCGGUUUUCUCGAGGUCGCUGAUUUUCUGAUCAAAGCGGGAGCCGACAUCGAGUUAGGUGCCUCGACUCCUCUGAUGGAAGCCGCGCAGGAAGGCCACUUGGAGCUCGUUCGUUAUCUACUUGAAUCUGCUGCGGACGUUCACGCUCAAACGCAAACCGGGGAUUCGGCACUGACGUACGCCUGCGAGAACGGUCACACCGACGUAGCGGAUCUUUUACUGCAGUACGGUGGUGACUUGGAGCACGAAUCUGAGGGAGGAAGGACACCGUUGAUGAAGGCGUGUAGAGCCGGCCAUCUCUGUACGGUUCAGUUUCUUAUAUCGAAACGCGCCGAUGUUAACAGGCAGACAACGAAUAAUGAUCAUACACCCCUUUCGCUGGCUUGCGCCGGCGGACACCUCGCAGUCGUCGAACUGUUGCUUGCACAGUCUGCGAGUCCGUUUCAUAAAUUGAAGGACAAUUCAACGAUGUUGAUAGAAGCUGCGAAGGGUGGCCAUACCAGUGUAGUACAACUCUUGUUGGACUAUCCUCAUAGUAUUAUGAUGAGCACACCACAUAAUACGACACCUACACCUAUGUUGCUACCACAGCAACAACAACAACAACAACAACAACAACAACAACAACAACAACAACAGCAGCAGCAGCAGCAGCAGCAGCAACAACAGCAGCAGCAGCAGCAGCAGCAGCAGCAGCAGCAGCAGCAGCACAUAGUCCAUCAACAACAUGUGCCCCAUCAACAGCAUACAUCGACGCAACCUCAGCCACAACAACAACAGCAUGCUGCGGAUCAAUCGCAAAUUCAAAAUCUUCCACCUAAACAUAACACGCAAAAAUCAUUGUUAAGAAAGAAUCGAUCUGUAACCAUGAUGCCCGAUAUGAGUUUAACUUCUGCGGAGGCGCAACAAGUUCGAUCUCAGCCCGCAGGAGAGUCGAUCGUGACAACUAAGGACGACACGAAUAUUCUGGACAAGGGUAGUGGAGGAUUUACAAAUCUCUCAGAACCUAACAUUAGUCUCAGCCCUGCUCCAGCGCCGACACCAGGAUUAAAUCUCACCGAGAACCGAAAGAACACUCGGCAGGAGCAGAUUCUUCAUAAGCAACAAAUUCUCGAGGAACUACAGAGGGUAGAGAGAGAACUUCAAAUAAAGGGCGCGGGACACUUGUUCUCCGCUUCAAGAAAUUCAGUCGUCACUCAGCAACAGCAACCGCAACAGCAACAGCAGCCACCGCAACAGCAGCAGCAACAGCAAGAGGACUCUAAUAAAGCGGAUGCGUUGUCACCAGGUUUAGUUUGCAGUACAACCGGCAUGCCUGGAAAUUUGUUGACUCAUCAAGAUGCGAUGUCCUUGUAUAGUGCAUUUCUGGCAGGGAAACGAGCGAAAGAAGCUCAGCUAGCGUUCGAGAUGUCUGAAAAUUUUCCUACGACAAACGCUUUCCCUAAUUCUCCUCCGCUGACGACGUUACCCGCCGUUACGUCUGUUCCCCUGCUUACUUCUACGACAUCCUCGACGACCAUGCCAAGUCCUCCGAGCAUAUCGACGCCACCCACUGUCAUGGCUAUUUCCCAACCGAUUACCGCGAGCAGUGACGUUAGCCAAAGCACCGCUAUAAACGAUCGACCGAAAGCGAAACCUGUCUCUAAGAAGGAGGGUAAAAAUGUCCGAAAAGCUUCAUCGAACGUCAUGGGUGGGAAGCUGUCGCAACAGCAACAACAGCAGCUGCAACAACAGCAGCAACAGCAGCAGCAAGCUAACUUGAUGGCUGGCCUGCAGCAACAGUACCAGCAAAAACGACAGCAUACUUAUCAAGUUCAACAGGUACACCAGAUGCAGCAGCUCAAUCAGCAGUUACAGUUACAACUGGAUCAAGUGCAGGUACAACAGCAGCAGCAGCAGCAGCAACAACCGCAAGUUCAACAGCAACAACAACAGCAGCCGCAGCAGUUGCAGCCGCAGUUACAGCCACAGCAAUCGCAGACGCAGCAGCAGACAGUAGUCGCUGCUAACGGAAAUAACAUACUUAUGCCUACCCAGCUGAUAUCGCAUCUUCAUCCCACUCAUACUCAUCAUCUGCACGACCAGCAAGCGACUCAGCAAAAUUUAACGGAACAGGGAGAUCCAGAGUUAGCGAGAUUACAUCGCGACGGAGCUUGUCCGUUUGUUGCCGCAGCUCAAAAAGCAAAGGCUCUUUGUACCAGCGAAAGUGUCAUUAAGUUAGAGGAUGGUACGCAUAUACCCUUGGACGACGCUUUCGAAAUAUUUCGAUCUAUCAGUUUCGACGAUACUGUCGAUGCAACAGAGGAUCAAGAGAAGCUCGAGUCGAAAAGAUUAGAGAUUUCUAAUAGUAAGGAUUCUCAACAACCGCAACCGCAGCAACAUCAGCAGCAACAGCAGCAAUUGCAAACCACUCAGAUCGUUCAGCAAACGACCAGUCCUUACGCGUCUCAAGAGUAUUUUACUAAUCCUGUGUUACCCACUUUACCUUCGCUUCAAGUGACCAGCGCCGAUGCUCAAAUUCAAGCCGACGUUCCGACAGGUUUACAGUUAACCGGUACGCAAACUCUGCAAAACCAAACGCUUAAAGAUCGUUUCGAAUUGGAAGAACUCCAAGCGGGAUAUCUCGACGGUUUCCGAUGCCAUUUUCAACCGCAACUACUGCUCCAACCUUCUCAAAUAACAUUUCCCACGCAAGCUUUGCCAACCGUGACCGAAGCAACAGGAAUAAUAGAUAAUGUACCCCAUCAAACGAACGGCUAUGCUCAACCAACGGCUUGCAGCACUAAUCAGGUCCAAGUGGCGACCCAAACCCAAGCACCAGCGGCGACGACAGCGGCGACGACCGUCGCCCCGGACAAAAAACAAGUUUACACCACGCCUUCGACGGGUAAAGGGAAGAAGGGCCGUUAUCCGCUUUUAUCUCAACAAUCGUCUUGUCAGCAGCAACAGCAGGCGGCUAACACUCAACAACAGACUCCGAGUUUCCCCAGUCAGAACUAUCAGUUGGAUCCGACGACAGUCGCUGGACAAUAUACAACGGGCGUCCCAACAGUCGGAGGUUACACUACUAGUCAAGUACCACCUGCACCAUUUUCUUGCAUGGACGUGGAUUCUGAAACGGACAGUAAUCAUGACACGGCUCUCACCUUGGCAUGCGCUGGCGGACACGAGGAGCUCGUUGAACUUCUGUUGAGCCGUGGUGCAGACAUAGAGCAUAGAGAUAAGAAGGGAUUCACCCCGCUAAUUUUGGCAGCGACAGCUGGCCAUCAAAAAGUAGUAGAGAUCCUUCUGAACCACGGAGCGGAUAUAGAGGCUCAGUCCGAACGUACCAAGGAUACGCCCCUGUCACUUGCCUGUAGCGGCGGUAGAUACGAAGUGGUAGAGUUGCUACUUAAUCGAGGCGCUAACAAAGAACAUCGCAACGUUUCCGAUUACACGCCUUUGAGCCUCGCAGCGUCCGGUGGAUACGUUAAUAUAAUCAAGCUUCUCCUUAGUCACGGUGCUGAGAUCAAUUCCCGAACAGGCUCGAAGUUAGGUAUCUCGCCGCUGAUGCUGGCUGCUAUGAACGGUCACGUCGCGGCGGUGAAAUUGUUGUUAGACAUGGGUAGUGACAUCAACGCUCAAAUAGAAACGAAUCGCAAUACGGCGCUUACGUUGGCAUGUUUUCAAGGAAGACACGAGGUGGUCAGCCUCCUCCUCGAUCGUAAAGCUAACGUGGAACAUCGAGCUAAGACGGGACUGACACCGUUGAUGGAGGCAGCCAGCGGCGGAUACGUAGAAGUUGGACGCGUUCUACUUACCAAAGGAGCGGACGUGAACGCCACUCCGGUCCCAUCGUCUCGCGAUACUGCCCUCACGAUCGCCGCUGACAAAGGACACUGCCGUUUCGUAGAAUUACUGUUGUCGCGAGGGACGCAAGUGGAGGUAAAGAACAAGAAGGGGAACAGUCCGUUAUGGUUGGCUGCUAACGGUGGACAUUUGAACGUUGUCGAUCUGCUGUACCACGCGAAUGCGGACAUAGAUUCGCAGGAUAAUCGUAAGGUCUCUUGUUUGAUGGCCGCUUUUCGUAAGGGGCACAUCAAAGUGGUGAAGUGGAUGGUAAAUCACGUCACUCAAUUUCCGAGCGAUCAAGAAAUGACAAGAUAUAUCGCCACAGUCAGCGAUAAGGAGCUGUUAGAGAAGUGUCACGAGUGCGUGAAGGUGAUACGAGCAGCGAAGGAGACUCAAGCGGCGAAAGCGAACAAGAACGCGACGAUACUGUUGGAGGAACUCGAUAUGGAGAAGACCAGAGAGGAGUCGAAGAAAGCGGCGGCUGCUCGUAGGCGGGAGCGAAAGAAAAAGAAGAAACUCGAGAAGAAAGAGGAGAAACGUAAGUUGCACGAGGAGUAUAAGAAAAGUACAAGCGAGACGAAUUACGAAGAUAAGGAGGAGAACGGGAAGAAGUCUGGGGACGAGGACUGCGACAGGGCGGAGGACAGUGAACACGAAACCGGGGACGGUAGCGAGAGGAUGGACAGUAUGCCAUCGCCGGUCAACAGAAGCCCGGAAGAUCCGGACAGAGAGGAGGGCGAUAGUGGAAUCGAUGCGAACAGCCAGGGCAGCUGUAGUAGCAACGACGUGAAAGCUAGAGAGAAAAAGAAAGAGAAGAAGAAGAAAAAGUCUGUCAAUUCUACCAACAGCAGCAAUGAGAAGGAUACAUCUCCGCAGAGAUCGCCAAAAACUGUUGGUAUGCAGAGCAACACCAACUUGCCACAAAAUUCCAUUACACCGACCAAGGCUCAGAACAACAACGCGUCGGAAAAGAGAAUCAUGAUCAACGUCGCCAAUACCACCGUGCCCGUGUCUACGACGUCUGUCACGAUGACUUCUAGGUCUAGUGCGAACGUAAAUUGCACCGAGCGUAAACUGAAAGGUCAGUUGGUAUUCGAAUCGUCGAGACACCCUGCCGAUAGAGAGGAUUUCGAAGCGACCGGAAACGAGACGUAUACUCCGGGUAAAGGGAAAAAAUCUUACGUCAAUCAGUAUGACGGCGAUGCGUUGAACACUUCGACGAAGACGAGUAACGCUGCCAGCCCGAAGCAGAACGGCAAGCGCGAAGAAGGCUGGAAAGAAGUAGUGCGAAAAGGACAAUCCGACGAUUCUGGAAGAUUCAUGAAUUCACCGUUCCGCUCGAAGAAAGUUUCUGUACCACCGAACGCUAUUAGCCGCGUAAUCGGAAGGGGUGGAAGCAACAUAAACGCGAUCAGGGGUGCAACGGGGGCGCACAUUGAAGUGGAGAAACAGAGCAAGUGUCAGGGCGAACGAAUAAUCACAAUCAAAGGGUCGUCCGACGCGACGAAGCAGGCUCACACGUUGAUAGCCGCUCUCAUCAAAGAUCCCGACGUCGAUAUACUUCAAAUGCUUCCAAAAUCAAAGUUGACGGUCGUUACAACUUCCUCCUGGGACAAGACUGUUUCCACGAUUGCCUCGAGCAAAGCGAAGUUGGGUCCGAUAAGCAAACCGCCGAGUUUGACGUCUAGUUCCAAUAGCACGCAGAUCAAUAAGUCUAAUUAUACGUCCGGAGUACCCACCGUCAAUCAAUUGAUCCCGCUUCGAUCUUCGUCCAGCAUCAAACUCGCUGGAGCAUUCCCGACACCUUUACCACGCGCGACAGCACCCAGACUCGUAGCCGCAGCCGAGAAACGAGCACAAGCCGUAGCGGCGCAGAUGGCUUCGUCGUCGAACACUAAAACAACGAUGUCGUAUACGAGCGCGAUCAUGACCGCUGGACGAGCGACGAAAAUCGUAACGACGAGCACCACGCAAACGUUUGCAGCCAAGCUGUCCGAAAUCACUGCCUCGACGCAUACAUCCACCACUGUGAUGCAAUCCACUCACACCACGGUGAACAAGCAAAAAUCGUUGCAAGCGAACACGGUGACCGUCGUGUCAGCCACGGCCGCGGCAGUGGCCCAGACCUCGUCUCAGCAACAGUCCGUAGUCACUACAUCGCCAAAACACUGCCGACCACUGCCUACUUUGUCUGCCCCGCCAACUAUUGUCUCUCACUAUUCCGGAAAGUCUACUUAUUCCCCCGGCUCGAACCCAGCGGCGAUGUCGCCGGCAACGAGCACGGUAGUCGCCUACUGCUCGGAGAACUCCGCCGUUGCUUCGACGUGCACGAAUUCGAUGUCACGUGUAAGCCCGUCGCCUCCCAUAGUUUCGUCGCAAUGUCAGCAGCAGCCACAGCACCAACAUCAGCAACAGCAGCCACAACCACAGCCACAGUACCAACACCAACAGCCGCAGCAGCAACAACAGCAGCCACAACAGCAGCCACAGCAACAUCAACAUCAACAACCUCGUAGCUCGACACCCGUUUCGUCGUCGAUUCAAGAACAGCAGCAACAGCAACAGCAGCAGCUGCAACAACAACAACAACAACAACAACAACAACAACAACAACAACAGCAGCAGCAGCAGCAUCAGCAACAGCAACAGCAGCAAACGAAUACGACGCCUCUCGAGUAUUCCUUGUUCAAUGAUAGUUUUACGAAAGUCACUCAGCAGUCGAUGUGGGGCGAUCGAGAAAACGAAUCUCAAAAGGGUAUGAAUUUCGCGACCGUAGCUGGAGGUGGAGGAGUCUCCGUGAACAUAUCGGGCUCGACCUCGUCCAAGUUCAUAGACAGCGUUCCACCGCAGGUGGACGCCUCGAAGGCUCCCGGAUAUCGAGGAGCGACGAUGUGUUCUCCCGUCUCGAGUAAAUCGAACAAUACGACAAACACGAACGCGACAGUGGUUAGCAUAGGAAGCGGCGUAUCGAAUUCGGGUCACACACCUAUCCAACCGUCACAGUUUCAAUCAUCUGGAAAUUACGGAGAGCCGCAUCAUCUCUCGAACAAGCCUCCCGGUAGCUUGGCCGUGGCGCGACCGGUAAUCCCGCAGCAGAGCAUGGAGAUGGGUACUGCCAUGGGGGCACAGUUCAGCAGGCCGGUGUUUCAAGGGGAAUUGACGGGGACACGGAACGCGGCCACGCACGUGAAUCAAGCACACGCAAUAGCUACAUCGCAGACCUUGGACGUGGGUCUGUUCAAAGGAAACAACGUCGGUGGUUACGAGCAUCCGAGCGUAAAUUCGAGCUUGUUGAAAAUGGUGCCGAACGAGGGACAGGCUCAUCCUCUUCUACCUUUCCACGCCCAUAUGCAGAAUUUCACGCAAACGAUAUCGGCGCCAUCCGCGUCGGCGAACACGACUGUCAGCAUGUCCAGAUUGAAUCCGAGAGCACCCGAUUUCUCCAGUUCCCUGCAUCUGAACAGCAAGCCGCAGGUGACGAUGUUCAACGCGGCGUCGGCAGCUGCUGCGGCGGCAGCGGCAGCGGCUGGAAUGCACCCGAACAUGUUCGCCACAGUGCCACCACCUCCUCCGUCCGCGAUCCAGACUAACAAUCUGGCGAUGCUUGGAAAUUUUCCUCUAGGAAAGUAUCAGGCACCGUCUCGAAACACUCCUGGCAACACCGGUAUCUCGGCUAACGGUCAAACUCGCUGGCCGUUCGCUCCGCCGGCGCCCCACAACAAUUACCCGCAGCCCCAUCAAGAUCCGAUGAUCGGACAGAUCGGUUUCUCCAACCACUUAGCGAACAUGACCGCGCAAUCUGGUAGCAUCGACCUGAUCACUAGUCUAGAGAACGGCGGUUCGCCGGCUAUAUCGCCUUCGUCGCCGGCGCAAGUGGCUCAGGAGAUGAGCCAGCUGAAGAUGGAGGAUCGAAAGGUGCCGCGGCCGAUCGGUACCGAGCGGGCAUGGAAGAAUUACGCGACGGCAGGGAUGGGACCAGGCGGCGACGCCGAUUCCAUCAAUUGGAUGCUGAGCAACGAAAAACUCGUUGGAUCUUGGGCGAGCUUGGCGCCGGGAAUGGACAGGCAUCCGAUGUAUCGAUCUAACGCCACUUACAAUCGUAUAUCCAACGUUGACGCCGAGCUUCAUCAGAUGAUGGAAUCCUCUUUUCAGGGCCAUGUGGAUACCCAACAGCAACAGCAGCAGCAACAACAGCAAGCGUCACAACAGCAGCAGCAACAACAGCAAGCGUCGCAGCAGCAGCAACAGCAGCAGCAACAGCAACAGCAGCAGCAACAACAACAGCAGCAACAGCAGCAGCAGGCCUUCCCUAACGGGAGCGCGACUGCUCUCUCGCUGAUGCCAGGGCUGACGCUGUUGCCGGGACAAUUUGGAACGCCAACAUUGACGGAAAUUCCUCCUAAUAACGAGGGGAACAAAAUGGAUCCACCAGCGUGGGGAAUACCUGACGCCGUGCAAGACAAGCAGCAUCCGGCAUGGAAUAAGUGGACUCACUAAGACGGAACGAAAUAGGUAGAAAGAGAAUAAAAAACUGAUAGCGAAGGCGGCUCGGCUUUCGCUACCUGGAUGAUAACGGAAUAGAAACCUGGAGCUUGAUGUAGUAAAUAGAUGAAACUGGACCUUGAGGCAUUGGUUUUUAGACAAUUAAAUUACGUCAUUUAUCCUAAUUGUAUCAAUCGCAACGCAGAUACGACUAUUAUUUGUCACGUUAGUUGAUAAGGCGGUAAAUUCUUACUACAACUUAUUACUAUUGCCUAGUGGUAGUACGCGAUAUAAAUAAUUACUGAAUUCGACGUGAAACGAGAAGAUGUUCAUAAGGAAUGAGAGAAAGAUGAAAAA
Molecule: messenger RNA, 10562 nt
Organism: Ceratina calcarata
Lineage: Eukaryota; Metazoa; Arthropoda; Insecta; Hymenoptera; Apidae
Gene: mask
Product: multiple ankyrin repeats single KH domain
Exons: 19
Coding region: 468-10220 (3250 amino acids)
Biological process (GO): innate immune response
Cellular component (GO): cytoplasm
Molecular function (GO): RNA binding; protein binding
Source: RefSeq, a predicted model, not a curated record